Asparagus officinalis (garden asparagus) is the source of this 896-nucleotide messenger RNA. Its product is annotated as chalcone--flavonone isomerase. Gene Ontology annotation, biological process: flavonoid biosynthetic process. Bases 79 to 777 code for a protein of 232 amino acids. Gene Ontology annotation, molecular function: chalcone isomerase activity. The transcript is spliced from 4 exons. Lineage: Eukaryota; Viridiplantae; Streptophyta; Magnoliopsida; Asparagales; Asparagaceae. The record is from RefSeq and is a predicted model, not a curated record.
GGACACAACAACAGCAACAAAAGUUUUUUUAAUUAACUCAUUUUUUUUUUAAUCUCCAAGCUCAAAAUAUCAUCGACAAUGGCAGAAGCAGCAGCAACAAAGCUUGAGGUCGAGGGGGUCUCCUUCCCCGCGCUUGUGACUCCACCGGGCUCCUCCAAGACCCACCUCCUCGGCGGCGCAGGUGUGAGGGGGCUAGAGAUUGGUGGGAAGUUUGUAUCUUUUACCGCGAUUGGUGUUUACUUGGAGAGCGGUGCGGUGUCGGUGUUGGCGGAGAAAUGGAAGGGGAAGGAUGCUGAGGAGAUUGCCGGGUCUUUUGAGUUUUUUCAAGAUGUUUCUGCAGGACCAUUUGAAAAGUUCACAAAAGUUACGAUGAUCCUUCCUCUGUCCGGCCAACAAUACUCUGAAAAAGUGUCAGAAAACUGCGUUGCGUUCUGGAAAGCCAUCGGAACCUACACCGAUGCGGAAGCGGCCGCCGUCGAAAAAUUCAAAGAAGUUUUUGAACCAGAGAACUUCCCUCCUGGCUCCUCAAUUCUCUUCACUCACUCCCCUGCCGGCUCUCUGACGAUUGCGUUUUCAAAGGAUGGAUCGGUUCCUGAAGCUGGAGUCACAGUGAUUGAGAACAAAGCACUGACUCGUGCGAUACUGGAGUCCAUUAUCGGCGAACAUGGUGUUUCGCCCGCUGCUAAAAAGAGCUUGGCGACGAGGAUGUCGGAGUUUAUGGGGGGAGUUGAGGAGGUGAAAGAGAGGGUUCAGGUGGAGCAAGCUGUGAUUGCGUGACUUGUGAGGGAGUGAUGAGAGAGAGGAAGAAAGAAGUUCUGUUUUCUGUUUCCCAUGCUGUGUAAGGUGUCCUAUGUUCAUAUAAUGGAAUAAACCUUCGUCAAAUUAUGCUAUGCAAA